Molecule: messenger RNA, 3539 nt
Organism: Zea mays
Lineage: Eukaryota; Viridiplantae; Streptophyta; Magnoliopsida; Poales; Poaceae
Product: probable receptor-like protein kinase At1g30570
Exons: 4
Coding region: 826-3447 (873 amino acids)
Biological process (GO): protein phosphorylation
Molecular function (GO): ATP binding; protein kinase activity
Source: RefSeq, a predicted model, not a curated record
CCCCACACACCAGUACUAGCGCUCUAGCGAUUUUCCCCACUUGGUUUCCCUCCUCUUUCUGCCUGUGCUUCUGUCUCUCUUCUGCCCUUCUCCAAGAAACCGGAUAAUCCAUCCAUCCAUCCGCGAUCCGCCCCGCCCACCCAAGGAAGGAACCGAUCCCGACUCGCCGCGGGCUCGACCCCCCGCGCCGACGGCUACGCGUGGCAGGCACAGCAAGCGCGCCGCUUCGCCGACGUCCACGCCGCCUGCUCUGGCUGUGGGCGGAAUGCGUCAGCUGUAGAGGACGGCCACGGCACCUUUCAGCCUUUUCCUCGUCUGCUCCUCCUCUCGGCCGGGCUCAGUCGGUCGGUAACGACUCCUGCUGUGCUGUGCUCCAGCCUCCGGCAGCGCCUGCUCCGCAAACAGUUGCCUCUCCUGUGCUCACCCAAGGGUCAAGGGGCCAGUCCAUCCAUCCGCCCGUCCAGGAAGGAAAUCGUUCAUCCCCAGAAGACAAAGCGAUCCACUUGGAUACCGGAUAAGCCCUGUCCUGGCGGCGUCGCAUCCCCUCUCGAUUCCCGCGACAGGUCGCAGUGAAUGACGACGGAAAUCAGCGGCCCUUGAAGCGAAGACUCCCCCCCGCCUUCGCUGCUCUCCACCGAUCCGACGAAGGCAGCGCUCGGGCACUGCUGCUGGUUCCCCUUCGCCCAAUUCGGUCUGACGCAGGAUCUCAGUUUCUGCGGCGGCGGAGUAGUAGGGGGCAGACGGUGAUUUUCUGAUUCUCUCACCUUGGCUCUGUGGACUAAAUGUGACCUGCAAGAGCUAAAAGUGGCAGCGAUUGACUUUCAGAUGAGUCCAUUUGUGCUGGCCGUGGUGAGCGUUGCAUUCCUCAGCUUGCGGUUUUUGCAGGCUCAUGGAAGCGGGUUGCUUCUGAGCUGUGGCUCGAACAGCACUGUCGAUGCUGAUGGGCGGAGAUGGAUCGGCGACAUAACCCCUGAGGGGAAUUUUACCUUGAGCAGCCCUGGGCUUGCGGCGUCACUGGUCGGGAAGAGCAGUUCUGAUGAGAUAUUCGGACCGCUUUACAGCUCUGCCCGUUUCUUCAACGCGGCAACUUGGUAUACCAUUAGUGUGCUGCCUGGAAGUUACUGUGUCAGGUUGCAUUUCUUCCCUUCGACCUUCGGGAAUUUGAGCGCGAACAACUCCGUGUUUGAUGUCACGGCAAAUGAUUUCAAGCUUGUUUCAAAAUUCAAUGCGUCAGAGGAGAUUGCUUGGAGAGCCUCUGUGAGCAAUUCGGUCACCAGCGCAGUUGUCAAGGAGUACUUUCUUGUAGUCGGUGCUCGUGGCCUGAGUAUUGAGUUUGAUCCAAGACCUGGGUCGUUUGCCUUUGUGAAUGCGAUUGAGGUCAUGCUGACCCCAGAUAAUUUGUUCAAUGAUACAGUGAGCAAAGUUGGCAGUCCAGUCACGCAGCUUCCUCUUGGUUUGAGGGGCAGAGGUGUUGAGACAAUGUACCGGCUGAACAUUGGAGGUCCUGCACUUAAAUCGCCCAGUGAUCAGUAUCUCCACAGGCCAUGGUACACUGACGAAGCGUUCAUGUUUUCUACAAAUGCUGCUCAGACUGUGUCUAAUGCUUCAAGCAUAGUGUAUGUAUCAAGCAACGAGUCGACAAUUGCGCCGAUUGAUGUUUACGAGACCGCAAGAAUCAUGGGCAAUAACAUGGUUGUGGACAAGCGGUUCAACGUGUCGUGGCGGUUCUAUGUCCACCCAAACUUUGAUUACUUAGUACGCCUUCAUUUCUGUGAGCUUGUCUAUGACAAGCCCAGCCAGAGGAUCUUCAAGAUCUACAUCAAUAACAAGACUGCUGCUGAGAGCUACGAUGUGUAUGCUAGGGCUGGGGGAAUUAACAAAGCAUAUCAUGAGGACUUCUUUGACAACUCGACGCAGCAGGCAGACACACUUUGGCUUCAGCUAGGCCCUGACUCCAUGGCCAGCGCUUCAGGUGCUGAUGCACUUCUGAAUGGUGUGGAGAUAUUCAAGCUCAGCAAGGAUUCCGACCUUUCUUAUGUGCUUGGUCAUAUUGACACGGGCAACCAGAUGGAUUCUUCAAAAGGGGGGAAGAUUAAAGGCCUAUGGGAAGAACUUGGUAUUGGCUCAGCAUCUUUUGUUGCGGUUACAAGCGUUGUUCUGUUCUCAUGGUGUUACAUAAGAAAGAAACGAAAAGCUGUCAACAAGGAGGCCCCUCCCGGCUGGCAUCCGUUGGUUCUCCACGAGGCUAUGAAAAGCACCACAGACGCCCGUGCAGCCAGUAAAUCGUCAUCGGCUCGGAAUGCCUCUCCCAUUGGUCAUAGGAUGGGAAGAAGGUUCGGCAUUGCGGAGAUUAGGGCUGCCACGAAGAACUUCGAUGAGUCCUUAGUCAUUGGAACGGGAGGGUUUGGAAAGGUCUACAAAGGUGAGAUUGACGAGGGCGCUACAGUGGCCAUCAAGCGCGCUAACACAUUGUGUGGCCAGGGCCUGAAAGAAUUCGAGACGGAGAUCGAGAUGCUUUCCAAGCUUCGGCACCGGCACCUUGUGGCGAUGAUCGGCUACUGCGAAGAGCAGAAGGAGAUGAUUCUGGUCUACGAAUACAUGGCGAAGGGGACACUGAGAAGCCAUCUGUACGGGAGCAGCCUUCCUCCUCUGACAUGGAAGCAACGGAUCGACGCGUGCAUUGGCGCGGCCCGCGGCCUCCACUACCUCCACACAGGAGCGGACCGAGGCAUAAUCCACCGGGACGUGAAGACCACCAACAUUCUGCUGGACGACAGUUUCGUCGCCAAGAUAGCCGACUUCGGGCUGUCAAGAACCGGACCAACGCUGGACCAAACCCAUGUCAGCACCGCGGUGAGGGGAAGCUUCGGAUACCUAGACCCCGAGUACUUCCGGAGGCAGCAGCUGACGCAGAAGUCCGACGUGUACUCGUUCGGAGUGGUGCUCUUCGAAGUUGCCUGCGCGAGGCCAGUGAUAGACCCCACGUUGCCCAAGGACCAGAUCAACCUGGCGGAGUGGGCGAUGAGGUGGCAGCGGCAGCGGUCGCUGGAGGCGAUCCUGGACCCUCGCCUGGACGGCGACUUCUCGCCCGAGUCCCUGAAGAAGUUCGGCGAGAUCGCGGAGAAAUGCCUCGCCGACGACGGCAGGAGCAGGCCGUCCAUGGGCGAGGUCCUGUGGCACCUCGAGUACGUGCUGCAGCUCCACGAAGCUUACAGGCGGAAUGUGGUGGAGUCCGAAUCGUUCGGGAGCGGCGAGCUGGGGUUCGCUGAUAUACCAUCCUUCUUCAGCCUUCCCCACGUCAUCAGGGAGGGGGAGGAGGAACACCACCACCGAUCGAAGAAGCCGUCAAGUAUCAGAGAGGAACUAGACACACAUUACCAACCCCCUCAUCCCUCCCAACAGAAAGAAGACACAGAGGUGUCAAGAGUUUCCUUGACAACUGUAUGAUGCAAUCUGCAUGGCCACCGUUCAUGCACCGCUGCCUGUGUGACCUGUAUAAAUGGCACUGAUAUAAUUACUGCCUUUGAGGUUUUGAUGUA